Messenger RNA from Vollenhovia emeryi, 3036 nucleotides. It is a transcript of the gene dnt, whose product is annotated as tyrosine-protein kinase Dnt-like. The transcript has 8 exons. The record is from RefSeq and is a predicted model, not a curated record. Gene Ontology annotation, biological process: positive regulation of kinase activity; axonogenesis; cell surface receptor protein tyrosine kinase signaling pathway. Bases 508 to 2169 code for a protein of 553 amino acids. NCBI's taxonomy places the organism in Eukaryota, Metazoa, Arthropoda, Insecta, Hymenoptera, Formicidae. Gene Ontology annotation, cellular component: signaling receptor complex. Gene Ontology annotation, molecular function: protein tyrosine kinase activity; ATP binding.
UCGGUCGCUCUCGGCAGAUAGGCCUGCUCCGACCCCAGACGACCCAUGGCGAUGGUAGCACACAACUGGUUGUGGCUUUCACGAGGCAGGCACGCCGCGCGCUCUCCAUGAGCGUUCCGCUCCGCUCGCACCAUUCCGUGUUGCCGCGCCAUCCUGUCGAUUUCGUCGUACGCGCGUCUCUCGACACGCGUCGCGGAGCACCGGGACAUCGGAGGCGGCCUCGAACGCGCGUUCCUCGCGUGUGGGAGUGCCCCUGCGUCGGAUAUAACGCGCGUGCCGUGCGCGAGCUGUCAAACGGGAGGGCCGGGGCCGGCGCGUUUUCGCGCGGAAUCGCACGCGGCCGUGAAAAAAGCCGUCACGUGCACACGCGGGGGGGUGGCCACCCCCGCGUCAAGGAUUUGCACCGCGCGAAAUAUGAACGGCGGCUCGUAACGAGAGUGCAGUGCGGGUGUUCUCGCGUGCGGCCGUAAAUAUACACGAGUAUACAAACGUCACGUGGCGGCCACGAUGCUCGGGCGACUUGUGAUAUUGCUGUUCGUUGUCGCACGGCCAGCCGCGAGCUACUUCAACCUCUUCCUCGGCCGCGCGGAGGUCCGCAAGCUACUGGGAUUGGAAGGAGAAUUGUUUUACGUGAGGGAGGGCGUCGUAAACGACUAUGCUAUGAAGUUCAUUGUUCCUGUACCAGCACUGAUUCAUAAGCUCCACUUCACGUGGGAAAAUCUCGCCGGUAGACCGCUGCCGUACACGAUGUCUGUGGAUAUCAGCAAUCCUUCGGUGCUAAGCAGUUCUCUGAAUGUCUCCCAAAUCGGCGAGAUACCCGUCGGUGGUUUGCAAACGUGGGCCUUAUCGUUGCAUUGCGGGCCCUACAACGUAGAAGUCGACCUCAGUCUCCGGAUAAACGUCUCGCUACAGAGGAAGAACACUACCACCUUGGAGUUCAAGCGAAAGAAAAUCUGUAUGCAGAAAGAGAGUUACACCGAACCCGAAGAGGUCCUAGUCGCUGCCCCCGACUCCACUUCCGGCGGUCAGGUUUUCUACGUGGCAAUUGGUUGCGCGAGUGCGUUCAUGGCGGCUAUUUUCGUCUUGAUUAUGGCCUACUAUGUUCGCGAUAAGAAGACUAGGCGACAUCGAGAUCCUCUUCAGGAAUCCAGGGGACUCAGUUCGGCGUGCAGCAUGGAAAGGGGUACUGGAGUGGGACCUGCACAGACCUUUUUGUCACCGGAAACACCUCCACCUACCUCCGCUGCGUCAGGAUCGACUUAUAGAAGACUGGAUGAGCGCCCUAACAGAGAACUUCAUGAGAGAAUCCAGGAAAUCACCGUGCAAAGAUGCAGGGUGCGUCUCCUCAGUAUUGAAAUGGAGGGAACAUUUGGGCGCGUGUAUAGGGGCAGUUAUCACGAAGAAGGCGCUACAUCCCCGAAGGAUGUGUUGGUAAAAACUGCUGCCGAACACGCAUCCCAAUCGCAAGUGGCUCUUCUACUGCGAGAAGGUUUAGCCCUGUACGGACUGAGUCAUUCAGCGUUACUUCCGGUCCUUGGUGUUUCCAUUGAAGACCGAAGCGCGCCUUUCCUGUUAUACCCACAUACAGGCUACAAAAAUAUGAAGAGAUUUUUGCUGAGGUGCAAGUUUAGUAACGAAGGACCUCCGAGGGCCCUCACCACCCAGGAAGUCGUUGAAAUGGCACUCCAAGCUGCCAAAGGUGUACAAUAUCUUCACAGAAAAAGGCUCGUUCAUAGAGACUUGGCUGCCAGAAAUUGUGUGGUUGACGAUGACUUGAAAGUACAGAUCACGGAUAACGCCUUGGCUAGAGAUCUGUUCCCACAGGAUUAUCACUGCCUUGGCGAUAACGAAAAUCGCCCAAUCAAGUGGCUGGCGAUAGAAAGUUUACUCAACAAGACCUUCACUACAGCUUCUGACGUGUGGGCAUUCGGUGUUUUACUGUGGGAGCUAACGACGUUGGCACAACAGCCUUAUGGAGAAGUAGAUCCAUUUGAGAUGGCGUCCUAUCUGCGAGAGGGAUACAGGUUGGCGCAACCGAUAAACUGUCCGGACGAGCUGUUCGCGGUGAUGGCGUAUUGCUGGGCGAUGUCAGCGGAGGAGAGGCCAACGUUUAGUCAAUUGAUUAUUUGUCUGCAAGAUUUUCACACUCAAUUAACGCGAUACGUUUAAUUGAGCGUGCUCACUGGCUGUAAAGUAGGACUGAACUUUGCUAUUAAGUUUCCAUUUGAUUUUCUAAACAUAUCGCAAUUUUUCUCCAAGGAAUUCUAUUGAAACCUCAAUAGGAAUAAAAACGUAUGUAUAUAUCUCUCAUUCUAGUACUUAGGCAUUACUUUUCGUAUAAUUCAAACAUUUUAGUCGUGUAUAGAUAUAAUAGAUUCUAAUGUAAUAUAAAUAUGCAUCACUUUUCUCGUCAAAAUUGUGCAAUUGUUAAGUGGAUCGCUUCAACUGUCAGUCAAAACCGAAUUUAGAAUAGAAUUUUACUGUUGCGAGAUAAUUUUCGCAUAAAAAAAAGUUCUAAAAUUACAAUCACAGGAAUAUAGUAUGUACAUAUCCAAGCGAUGUGUCUAAAUAAUUCCUGUAUUGCAAAUGAGCACAGCAUGUAGAAAUCGCGUGAAUUAUUCACAUUGUAAAAGUUAAGACUGAACUUCCACUAUUGCGCCACGUGUUUGGCGCUCGUUCGACCUGUGUCAUCCGCGACUACCAAAACCGGCGAACGCACGUCAUCCCGCAACGCUCGCCAGUCCCAUUUUCGGAAACCUGUACUGCCGGUGGUGAAACGGCGAAUCUGAGCCAUGUGAUACGCUUUGCUUGCCUACGUGUGUGUGUUUCAAGUGUGCCAAUAUCUUCCCCACUUCUCUCUCUUUUGUAUUUUUGUACAUAAUAUAUUUUUACGGCGUGUGCAUACGCGUUAUCGACGAGUAUCGCGCCUAGAUGAAGGUAUCCCAUGUAUAUAAUUGACUUGUAGCGCGCGAGGCUAUAAUUGUACAAACUACAGACGUUGCGAGCCCAAUAAAUUUCUAUCUAUACGAUACAGAA